CGGAGCUCCGAGAAAUGGAGCUCGAAAAUGCAGCAGAGGAGACGACGUCGUCGUCGCCGGUUUCAGGUCUCCUCCCUCUCGCAUCGGCCUCCCAACAACCCUACGUCUCCGAGCUCCUUUCCUUCACCCUCGAUCGCCUCCACAAGGAACCGGAGCUUCUUCGGGUCGAUGCGGAGCGGAUCAGGAGGCAAAUGCAAGAGGUGGCUGUGGGAAAUUACCGAGCAUUCAUUGCCGCAGCCGAUGCACUGAUUGCGAUUCGGGAGGAAGUUUCUUCUAUUGAUAAGAAUCUUGAAUCUCUGAUAAAUGAGAUCCCAAAGUUGACAUCUGGUUCCACCCAGUUCAUUGAAUCUGCAGAACAGAUUUUGGAGGAGAGGAAGAUGAACCAAACAUUGCUCGCAAAUCACAGUACUCUGCUGGACUUACUUGAAAUUCCUCAGCUUAUGGACACGUGUGUAAGAAAUGGAAAUUAUGAUGAAGCUCUUGACUUAGAAGCAUUUGUUUACAAACUUUCAACUAUGCAUCCCAAAUUACCUGUUAUUCAAGCACUAGCUGCAGAAGUCAGGCAGACAACCCAGGCUCUUCUUUCUCAGCUUCUCCAGAAACUUCGCUCAAAUAUUCAGUUACCAGAAUGUCUUCGUAUUAUUGGAUAUUUACGUCGGAUAGGAGUAUUUAGCGAGUACGAGAUGCGUUUGCAGUUUUUGAGGUGCCGAGAGGCUUGGCUUACUGGAAUUCUUGAGGAUCUGGACCAGAGAAAUCCUUAUGAGUACUUAAAAGGGAUGAUAAACUGUCACAGAAUGCAUCUUUUCGAUGUAGUUAACCAGUAUCGAGCAAUUUUUGCUGACGAUACAUCAGGAAGUGAGGAAAACUAUGAUGGUGGGCUUCUAUUUAGUUGGGCUAUGCAUCAGAUUACCUCACACCUUAAAACUCUUAAAGUCAUGCUUCCAAAGAUAACUGAAGGUGGAUCUCUCUCGAACAUCUUGGAUCAAUGCAUGUAUUGUGCCAUGGGGCUUGGUUGGGUUGGGCUAGAUUUUCGGGGGCUGCUUCCUUCGCUGUUUGAAGAGGCUGUUAUCAACUUAUUCUCAAAAAAUAUGAAUACAGCAGUUGAGAAUUUUCAGUUGGUCCUGGAUUCACAUCGUUGGGUCCCAAUGCCAGUAGUUGGUUUCCCAGCUUAUACUGUUGGCGAUGAUAGUCAGGAGGAUGUCACUCCACCACCUCAUCUGAUGGAACAUCCGCCUCUUGCUGUAUUUGUCAAUGGUGUGUCUGCAGCAAUGAACGAGCUACGUCCCUGUGCCCCAUUGAGUUUGAAACAUUUACUCGCUCAAGAAUUAAUUGAGGGAUUGCGGGCUGUUUCCGACUCUUUAUUGAGGUAUAAUACAGCUCGGAUGCUCAGAGAAAGUGAAUCUGGACUUUUCCUCGCUCUUUGCAGGGCUUUCAUUGAGGUUGUUUACCCACAUUGCGCCACAUGCUUUGGUCGUUGUUACCCUGGUGGAGCUACUCUUGUCAUGGAUGCAAAGAACAUGUAUGAUGGAAUUGGCCGCCUACUGAGAAUCUCUCCCUCAAGAGAUCCAAUCAAACCUGUCAAUAAUGUAGAGGGAAAGAGCAUCUCAGAAAAUGGUGACUUGCCCGUGGUGGAAAAUGGAGUUGUGCCUGGUGGCGAACAAACUGUGGGUGCCGAUGCCGAUGAAAAGGAGAAAAGUCCCACUUUGCAGACUGCCGAGAGGCACAGUGAUGAGUGAAAUGCCGAGAGCUGUGAAAAAUAUGACCGCCUCCAAUUUCUUAAAGCCCAAAAUAAGAGAGAAACAGAGAGGAGCGGAAGAGGAAAACUGGGUCUAAUUCAGUAGCUGUAAUUAUUUUGUUGAACGUUAAUUUCCCAAUUCUUUUUUUUUUUCUUUUGUUUUUGAAGGGAGCUGAAGACUAGAUGUAUAGUAGAACUGGAAGAAGAGGGCAUCAAUGAAGGAGUGAGAUGGAGGAAUUAUACAAGGACAGCAAAACUAGCUAGAGAACUUCAUUUUGUAUCAUUUGCAUUACGCAUUUAUCCCUGUUUUCAUUUAAGGCAAUUUGUUUUUGAACUCUGGCUAUAUACAUAUAUAUAGCACUACGCAUAUUUUGUUUGCCAAGGGGUUGAACAGUACGGAAGUCUAUAUACACAAAUAUGAAAUCUUGCUGUA
Carya illinoinensis is the source of this 2168-nucleotide messenger RNA. Its product is annotated as conserved oligomeric Golgi complex subunit 8. Gene Ontology annotation, biological process: intra-Golgi vesicle-mediated transport. The transcript is spliced from 12 exons. Bases 15 to 1736 code for a protein of 573 amino acids. The record is from RefSeq and is a predicted model, not a curated record. Gene Ontology annotation, cellular component: COG complex. Lineage: Eukaryota; Viridiplantae; Streptophyta; Magnoliopsida; Fagales; Juglandaceae.